CGAGGAGUCCCGGGCAUAGGUUUGCGAGCUGAAGGGGUUUAUUGUUUCUCUCCGUCUUCAACCGAAAUUGUUUCUGAUCUCUUCAGUUCCACAACCAAAUAACAAAACGCUGAAAUGGUAACGUUAUGUGUUUAUUAUUUGUAGUGAUACUUUGAAUAACGACUGCUUGGUAUAUCAUUUGUUUUAAUUGCAUUACCGGCUACUACUGCUUCAAAUGACCUAAAAAUAAAUGCCAAGCUAGCGUUAGCCAGCUACAGUAAGCCAACAAGUUCGCAUUACUAACCGAUACCUAGUUAGUGAGAUAUUUAGGUUACUUUUCAGCAUACUUGUGAAACUUGUAGUUUUAUUUGUUUGGUAAUUGCUUGUAUAGCUAAUUCAUGUUAGAAAUAUCGCUUAAUUAGGCUAUUUUCGCGUACAUAUCAUGUGGUUGAACGGCUAUUAGGCUACUAACGUUAGUAUACCUAGCUAGCUAAAUUAAGCAACGUUAGCUAGCUGACAAUUUGUUUUCGAGUUCGGUCGGGUUGUCCCGCGGCUACUAUUCUCUACCAAAUCAAAUGUAAAUAUUGCCAUAUCUGUCGAGGUUAUCUAGCUACUAAUUCUCUCUUUUAGCAUUAGUCAAUUUCAGAAAGUGGCUAAUUCAUUGGGUAUAUCAAUCGCUCCGCUUGACUACUUCAUUACAAUAGUGUGAAUGUAGGUCAAGUUCGUUUUAUCCACAUACCUAGUUACCUGGGUUUCUCCUCCACAUGGAGUUGAGCAACUGUCCUAAAGCAUGCUUCAGUGCCUUUUCAUCGCAUCAUUUUGAUGCCAGCUGCUGCUUGGUAACUGGCGGGAAACCGUAUGCGGUCAAGAACCGGAUGAUUCAGCUGGAACGCUAGCUAACAAUCUUCCUAAAUAGCUAUGUUUUAUUUUGAAUGACAUCCACUGGCGAGUUAUCAUCCCAAAUUGUCGACACGUUUCUGUACAACAAUUAAAUCAAACUUUACUUAUGGAGCACAUUUCAAAGUAAUUAACAAAUACAUUAAUAAAGGUGAGAAAGAAACACUACGUUUCCUAUUUGACAUUCAAUUAGUAAAACAAUAAAAUAAGUGGACCUGAGACUAGCUAAUUAUGUAUUUAUGAGAGAACACUUGUGUUUACUGUAACUACUAGCAAGUGAUGGUUUGUGACCAGGGAGGGUCAGGUUAGGGGAUUUCUGGAGUAGCAGGUGUUAUUUAAGACAUUUUGGGAAAGAGUGCUGACAUGCAAAUAACAUGAUUUCUAUUAUGUUACUUAAGUCACAUUUUACGGCCUCCUUUUGUAAUAUUUUGUGUUUUGCUUCCUAUAUUCUAGGCUGGCGGUAAGGCAGGAAAAGACAGUGGCAAGGCCAAGGCGAAAGCAGUAUCGCGCUCCCAGAGAGCUGGACUGCAGGUAAGAUUGAAUACCUCUACAGAGAUCCUAUGAUGCAGUGCACCUUGCAUGCAAUUCCAUGCCAUUCAUUAUUUUCAGUCUUGCAUGCAAUUGGUUAGCUCUUUUUUUUACUUCAUGUUUCAGUGUUCAUGUGUACUCCAAUUGCUAGAAGCCACUCAUCCCCUCCCCAUUGGCGCCUAACCUCACAUCUGUUUUAUUCCUGCCAGUUCCCAGUGGGGCGUAUCCACAGGCACUUGAAGACCCGUACUACCAGCCAUGGACGUGUAGGAGCCACAGCGGCUGUAUAUAGUGCUGCCAUCCUCGAGUAUCUCACCGCUGAGGUGAGACACUAUCUCACACCGUUAUAUCCUGUUGGGUUACUUAUUCUGAAUUGCUGUCAUUUAAACAAAAUUAUGUCAUUAGUCCAUUUGUGAAGGGGUGGAAAGAGAUGUAUAAGCUUUAUUUAAUUUUUUUAAAUAGUAGAUCUCUGAAUCGUUUUACGUUUGGGACUGUAAGGUUCUAGCUGCAUAAAGAUUAUUCUGAGAUAAUUGGCUUUAAUGUUCCAAACCCUCAUUGGUUUGAAUGGUGUCAGGGAUUUUUUUGUUAUCUUCUGUUCUUUUUAAUUUAGCAACAUGAAUUGGUACUAUAUAUAACACACACAAAAUGUGAACAGCCCUUCAAAUUUGUGGAUUUGGCUAUUUCAGCCACACCCAUUGCUGACAGGUGUAUAAAAUCGAGCACACAGCCAUACAAUCUCCAUAGACAAACAUUGGCAGUAGAAUGGCCUUACUGAAGAGCUAUGACUUUCAACGUGGCACCGUCACAGGAUGCCACCUUUCCAACAAGUCAGUUUGUCAAAUUUCUGCCCUGCUAGAGCUGCCCUGGUCAACCGUAAGUGCUGUUAUUGUGAAGUGGAAACAUCAAGGAGCAACAACUGCUCAGCCGCGAAGUGGUAGGCCACAAUAGCUCACAGAACGGGACCGCUGAGUGCUGAAGCGUGUAAAAAAAUCAUCUGUCCUCUGUUGGAACACUCACUACCGAGUUCCUAACUGCCCCUGGAAGCAACGGCAGCACAAGAACUGUUAGUCUGGAGGUUCAUGAAAUGGGUUUCCAUGGCUGAGCAGCCGCACACAAGCUCACCACACGCAAUGCCAAGCGUCGGCUGGAAUGGUGUAACGUUUGCCACCAUUGGACUUGUUCUCAGUGGAAACUCGUUCUCUGGAGUGAUGAAUCACACGUCACCAUCUGGCAGUCCGACAGAUGACUCUGGGUUUGGCAGAUGCCAGAACCCACUAGCUGCCCCGAUGCAUAUUGCCAACUAAAGUUUGGUGGAGGGAUAAUGGUCUGGGGCUGUGUUUCAUGGUUCGGGCUAGGCCCCUUUAGUUCCAGUGAAGGGAAGUCUUAACGCUACAGCAUACAAUUACAUUCUGUGCUUCCAACUUUGUGGCAACCGGUUGGGGAAGGCCCUUCGCCGUUUCAGCAUGACAAUGCCCCCGUGCACAAAGCGAGGUCCAUAGAGAAAUGGUUUGAGAUCGGUGUUGAAGAACUUGGUUGGCCUACACAGAGCCCUGACCUCAACCCCAUUGAACACCUUUCGGAGGAAUUGGAACGCCGACUGCAAGCCAGGCCUAAUCGCCAAACAUCAGUGCCCGGCCUCACGAAUGUUCUUGUGGCUGAGUGGACGCAAGUCCCCGUAGCAAUGUUCCAAUAGAGCCUUCCCAGAAGAGUGGAGGCUGUUUAUAGCUGCAAAAAUUGGGGACCAACGCCAUAUUAAUGCCCAUCAUUUUUGGAAUGAGAUGUUCGACGAGCCGGUGUCCACAAACUUUUGAUCAUGUAGUGUAUCUGAAGUACUGUAUAGGUAGAGAACGUUGAACAAAACAAGGCUAUGUCAACUCAAUUUGGACAAAUGCUGAUAGCGCAUUAUAGUCCCAAGCUCUCGAUUUUCAGUUGAUCACAGACACAAAAAUGGUUUCAAUGGAGUUGUAUUGUUAUAUUGUAUCCUGAUUUGGUUGACUUGUUUCUAGGUACUAGAGUUGGCGGGUAACGCCUCCAAAGAUCUGAAGGUGAAGCGUAUCACUCCCCGCCACUUGCAGCUUGCCAUCCGUGGAGAUGAGGAGUUGGACUCCCUCAUCAAGGCCACCAUCGCUGGAGGCGGUGGGUUCAGAAAGCACAUUUUAUUAAAUCACUUGCGCGCGCACACAACUCAUACACUCCACAUAGUCACCUAUUUUUGGAUCAUGGCUAUUGACGUACAGUACACGCAUGAACAACACCAUAUCGCCAUUUCCUGUACAACAUACUCUCACUUGUAUUCCUAUCUAACCACUGUUGCUUCUGUUUCCAGGUGUGAUCCCCCACAUCCACAAGUCCCUGAUCGGGAAGAAGGGCCAGCAGAAGACUGCAUAGAGUAGACAGACGCCAUCUUGUUGACCGGAACUGUGGAGGCGUGUGUUCGGACUGGACUCUGUUCGGAGAUGCGUGUUCGGACUCUGACCUGACCAACAGGACUUCACAUUCAUCCUUUUAUAUUACUAUUAGCUAACGAUGAUGAGUGAUUGGUAGUUUUUUUCGUUAUUGUAAUAUUUCCCAUAAUUAGAAAGAAAAGGACACAUGUUAUUUUAGAUUUUUGGGCAUGACAGGGGAAAUCCUCAUACUUUUGUCAGAUUGUCACAGUUGACUUGUUUGAUUGGCAGGGCUUCAAAUGUUUUGUAUUGAAAAAUGGAAUUGUUAAAACCCAUUUUUUUUAUAAAAACAAAGCUGUCGUUUGUGGUUAUUUUUUCCCCCUCUACAGAAUGUCAUUGUUAAACUUUAUAUUUCAAACUUCCUCUCCUAACCAUAUUUGCUGUCUGAACUUUAUUGGUUUAUAUUUGUUAUGUACAGUGCCUUCAAAGUAUUCAUACCCGUUGACUUAUUCCACAUUUUGCCUGAAUUCAAAAUGGAUGAAAUAUUUCUCAACCAUCUACACACACAACCCCAUAAUGACAAAGUGGAAACAUGUUUUUUUGAUAUUUUAGCGAGAAUUGAAAAUGAAAUAGAUAUAAUUUACAUAAGUAUUCACACCCCUGAGUCAAUACUUUGUAGAAUCACCUUUGGCGGUGAUUACAGCUUUCUGUCGUUGGGUAUGUAUAUCAAAUUUGCACAUCUUAAGGAUUUUCUUCCUUGCAGAUUUUUUUUUUAAGCUCUUAAAUUAUACUGAACAAAAAUAU
This is a messenger RNA of Coregonus sp. 'balchen', 4592 nucleotides long. NCBI's taxonomy places the organism in Eukaryota, Metazoa, Chordata, Actinopteri, Salmoniformes, Salmonidae. The record is from the annotation of a GenBank genome assembly.